Messenger RNA from Cottoperca gobio, 1696 nucleotides. It is a transcript of the gene snorc, whose product is annotated as secondary ossification center associated regulator of chondrocyte maturation. The transcript is spliced from 4 exons. Bases 451 to 798 code for a protein of 115 amino acids. NCBI's taxonomy places the organism in Eukaryota, Metazoa, Chordata, Actinopteri, Perciformes, Bovichtidae. The record is from RefSeq and is a predicted model, not a curated record. Gene Ontology annotation, biological process: cartilage development.
ACUUUCUAAGCAUGCACAGAGUCACCAUACUGAAGUUUCAACCUUUAUAAAAAGCCUUCACUGCUAAAGAUGAGAUGUAGCCCCUUGGCCAUACACCAAACCUUAUUUUGUAGGACUAAUUGCUCUUUAGGUGAGACGACAUUCUUGACUUGAUUCAAAUAAGUAAAAGUGAGUACAUUAACUACAUUAUGUACUUGUUUACACAUGGGAUACUUGAAUGGCAAACAUUUGAUUUUUUACUCCACUACUUUUAUCUGACUGGUAUCAUUUUGUUAUGUUAAUUAGUUGCAUGGGAGAUGUAGGACCCACCAUUCUUACAGCUUGAUCCACGCUGGGACGAAUGGUCAGGAUAUCUCGGCACCUAUAACUUCUGUUGGAUCUGUCUCUUGGUCAGCUACUCGUUUGAAGUUUGAGGAGUUUUGGAGACUCAUCUUAUCCCUCACAGCCACCAUGGUUCACAGCAGCAGUAUCUGUAGAUUCCUCCUCCUGGUGCUCCUCGGCCUCUUGGUAGCAUUUGUACACACAGAGACAGUCGCAGACUCAACAACCAGAGACAACCAGGACACCAUGUCUGGAGAACCACCCAGUGACGUCACGACCAAAGACCCUUUCCAGGACAUGACGGAGCAGUCCUUCACAUUCGACUACGAGGACACCACACACUCUCAGACUCUGGACGAGGAGGAGGGGGUGCUGGGGCCAGGGGCCAUCACAGCCAUUGUUAUAGCGGUCUUCCUGGGAGCGUCUGUCCUCCUCGCCCUCAUCGUCAUCACACUCAGAAAGUUCACCGCCUCCUAGAGUGAAUACAUCCCCAUCUUGUAUGCAUGUGUGUGUGUUUGUAGGUUCUCUUUUGCCUCUCAUCUCAAUCUUUCAACUCUUUUUUGCAAAGAUGAGUUGUUUCUUUUGCUUCGCUGUAGAUGCUGAAAAUUGUGGCAGGUCCCUUGACUGACUUUUUACAGAUUUCUUCCUGUAAACACACUCUUCUUGUUGCUCAACAUGUCCACUUAUUACUGAAGGUAUAAUGUUAGAAACUGGCUGGCUCUUCCAGUGGAAAUCAUAGCAGGUCCAUGUCAUUCACUUUGUUUUUUUCUUGAUCUUGCAUGUUCUAAAGGGGUUUUUAAUGUUUGCGGGCUGUUUGUUUCCUGAUGUGAAGUAUCCUGCAUGUGUGUUUGUUUUUAUUUGUCCAUGAAGUGUGUUUGUUUUUAUUUGUCCAUGAAGUGUGUGUGCUUUUGUCAGUCUGUGUCUUACUUUUAUUCCUUCAAUAAGAAAGAUACACAUUUUUUUAUUAGUCUUUCACAAUGAUUUUGCCAAAAUCAUGUCUCAAAUAUUCCAUUGGUGUCACCCGUGUACACGUUUGUAUUGCACCAUUUACAAACAUUUGUAGAGUCAAAAUAAGAAGAAAACAUUUUAGAAAGGCUUCUUCGAUGAAUGUAAACAGGGUAGUUGGGUUGUUGGUUUUUACCUGCAGACCAAAUAUUAAGUUAGAACGUGGAUGAAUUUGUGUUUGCACUCAAGUGAGUGUUUGUAGUUUUUUGUCGUUGUUUUAUUUGCAGAGGGGUGGAAAUUAUUUUAGUAACAUUAUUUUAUCGUUUUCUGUAAACCUCAGAGUCCACAGCCUUACAGCUGGAUGUUGCUAUGGUAAUGUCACUGCCCAAUUACUUUGCAAGAUUUUAAUUGAAUAAAUAAAUAAAUCAGA